AUGUGGAUCUAUAUGGUGUUUUUCCUUGGAUUAUCUUGUGCAGCCUCCCUCUCGAACGACAACAGAUUCACCUUUGAGAAGUCCUUUCAAGAAUUUUACCAUGGCAACGGAUAUUCGGGAGCCCAGGUGGGAGUAUACGUGGACGGGCGGUUGGCAUUCCUCCGGGGAUACGGACACGACCACACUCGGACAGAUAUCCGUUCCGAAUCCGUUAUGUCGAUAGCUGGGGCCUCAAAGGCCUUUACAGCCUUAGCAGCCUUAAAACUGGUAGAAGAGGGACAGCUUGAUUUGGGAGCUAAAGUGUUCGGUCCUGAUGGCAUACUGAGUACGUUCGAACCAUGGAGAGCUGAUCACGUCGACCGUCGGAUAUAUGACAUCACUGUUGAUCAUUUACUACGUCAUAAUGCGGGUUGGGAUUCACAACGAUCUAACAUUUACGACCCUGUACUUAAUAUUGCUUUACUUGAGAGAGGAUAUAAGGUCAAAAAUAUCGCCGACGAGAUGGACCUUCCGCAACCUAUUGAACCGGACGAUGUCAUCAGCUACAUGAUGUCGCGGCGUCUUGACUACACGCCUGGCACCGACAGCGUUGUAUCAAACCUAGGGUAUAUUAUCCUGGGUAAGGUGAUCACACAGGUCUCCGGUAUAGAGUACUCUCUGUAUGUUAAGGAUCGCAUUCUUCAACCAUGCGGACUGAUGCACACGCGCAUCGGACGACCGCGUGUAUAUAAACGCGAACAUGGUGAUAUGGAACCAGUUUUCCAGGGAUUUGGUGACGUGUUGCCCAUAUUUGUCGACUCUGCUCUCGGAUGGGAAUCUAAUUCGGCAGAUCUGCUCCGUCUGUUCAUGUGUAUGGAUGGUUCAGGCGACUUCCAACUUCUAAACAGGACUUCCAUCGCAUCACUUAUGGCCAAACCUGAAGGAGCGCCAGUCCAGCACCAUGACUCGUGGAUUGGUGCAGGAUUCCAUGUGAACGCCCAUGGCGCGGUGUGGAUAAAUGGAGAAUAUUACACGGAUGAUCUCGUCUUUUACCAUAAAGGUCCACUGUUACGGCCCAAUCACGGUACCCAUGACGUUGACACAGGGGGCCGUGCACGAGCCUGGGCGGUCAUCAUGCAUGGACAGACCUUCAUACCUAUCAGACACAUCAUCUAUGAUAUGAUGGAGACUAGCAGUACCAACUGGUCAACUGAUGACUAUUUCGUCAAUGAUAUCGUGGAUGUGUCUGCCCAGUACCAGGGCGUACACCGUACGGUCAGGUUCAAGGUCAACGAACACCAUCUGACGUCAUUCAUCAACGCUGCCAAACAACUCCGUUACGACAUCAUCUGGCUGAACGGCCUCUCGUACCAGAACCAGACAUGGUUUACGGUUAUCGCUGAAAAACAAAACCGCUCCAUCUAUAACGAAUUCACUAUAGAGCAUGGACUCACCGAGAAACAAUUGUACCACCGUAAAGUUGUACAGGAAAAACGAGGAUACAAUCUCACGUUCUUCCAAAACUACCGGAGUAGUUCUCAUCGUGAUAAAAAGGUGUUCGUGGCCAACUUCAGGCGACACGCCUACAACAACCACACCAAGAUAAAGUACGGUCUGGAACAUUUUACCCAGCCGUACGACAAACUUCUUCACCUGUUUGUGGAAAACGGGUACUAUCCAACCUCCCAGUCACUCAUGUACGAAGGUCUGGAUGGUCUCGUCUCCUUCGUUUUAGAGAAAGACCUUGACGCAAAGGAACAAAAGGACUUUAAAUCCUAUGACGACAUCACCUUAUAUCGACUGACUAAAAUAGUACAAGGUAAUGCCAGGUACAGGAGGAAGCUAGCCUACCUUGAUGCAUCCGAUUAUUUUGGGAAGCCAGUGUUUUCCGCAGUGUUCAUUCGGGACACAAAAAGAAACAUGGUGUUUAACGCUGAGCUAACAGAAAACAGCAUGCGUACAAUUAUAAAGAGAAAUGAGGAAAGUGGCUUCCUGCCCAAGAUUAUUGCCGGUUACACGGACAAAGAUAAAAACUUAAAGUACGCAAUGUGUCUCGAGAAAUGAAAAGUGUACUGCUCUUGGUGUAACAUUGUGUGCUCUUCGACGUGAAGAAAUUUAUCCUUGUGUAUAGACUGCUUCUACAGCGUGGCCUUCAAGGUCAAAUCGUGAUCUUCAAACGAUGUGCUAUGCCUAUCAUAUUAAAACCAUAGUUUUAAUGGUAUUUUAGCGAAUUGUACUGUUGACGGAUAUUACAAAACCACAUUGAUGUCCGAGACAUAUUGUUAAAGACCUACAUGAAAUGCUGAAAAGCACUCGGACAUCUUGUGAUAAGGGAUUAGAAAUAGUGCUGACA
Ylistrum balloti is the source of this 2332-nucleotide messenger RNA. RefSeq lists its product as uncharacterized. NCBI's taxonomy places the organism in Eukaryota, Metazoa, Mollusca, Bivalvia, Pectinida, Pectinidae. The record is from RefSeq and is a predicted model, not a curated record. Bases 1 to 2043 code for a protein of 680 amino acids. The transcript has 2 exons.